AUGAAUUCAUAAUUUUCUCCCUAACCAAAAUAAGAGCAGGAAGCUUAACAAUAAUCCAAUUCUCCACCUCCUCCUCCAAGCUAAGAUCGAGUCUAAUAUUAUCCUAUUUUCUACAUUAAACAUGAUAAUCAACCUUUUCAUUCCAGUAUAUAAUAGACACUAACUGAUCAUCAGAAUUCUUGGUUUGUAUAUCAUCCUGUGAUGCAAAACGAUCCUUUUUUCCCUUAUAUAUCUAACUUUUAAAAUUUUUUACCUAAACCAUCUACUAUCAACCCUGUAAUACCCAUAAAAAUAGAAGAUGACGAAGAAUUCAAGUAGUCCAAAGUUCAGUAACAAACAUCCAAACCUGAUCUAAUUCAAAUUCAGGAGAAAUAACGGAGUAAAAAGCAAAAAGUUUAAAAUAAAUUUUAAAGAGACAUAGACAAUAUUGCAGACUUAGAAAUCUAGCCAUGUAAUUGUUCUUAAAGUAAUUGUCUUAAGAGAUACUGUGCAUGCUUCCAUAGUGGUAGAAUGUGCUUAGAUGAAUGCCAAUGUAAAGAUUGUAAAAAUUGUACAGAUUUUUAUGAAGAAAGGGAUGAGGCUAUAAAUCAUGUUUAUAAAAAAUGUCAUCGUGAUAAAAAGGUUCCAGUCAAUGAACUAUUAUCCUUGCAAAUGAGUUAUGGAUGCAAAUGCAAAACGACUGGAUGUUAAAAAAAGUAUUGUGAAUGCUUUAAGAGGGGAUAAAUUUGUGGAGAAUAAUGUUCUUGUGAAGGUUGUCUUAAUAUCCCAUCUGCAUAAAACCAAAAAGAGCUUAAGAGAUAGAAAACAGUUCUAAAAUGA
This is a messenger RNA of Paramecium tetraurelia, 819 nucleotides long. RefSeq lists its product as uncharacterized. The record is from RefSeq and is a predicted model, not a curated record. The transcript has 2 exons. Gene Ontology annotation, cellular component: nucleus. NCBI's taxonomy places the organism in Eukaryota, Ciliophora, Oligohymenophorea, Peniculida, Parameciidae. Gene Ontology annotation, biological process: regulation of DNA-templated transcription.